Molecule: messenger RNA, 999 nt
Organism: Colossoma macropomum (tambaqui)
Lineage: Eukaryota; Metazoa; Chordata; Actinopteri; Characiformes; Serrasalmidae
Gene: mchr2
Product: melanin concentrating hormone receptor 2
Exons: 6
Coding region: 1-999 (332 amino acids)
Biological process (GO): neuropeptide signaling pathway
Cellular component (GO): neuron projection; membrane
Molecular function (GO): neuropeptide binding; G protein-coupled receptor activity
Source: RefSeq, a predicted model, not a curated record
AUGGGGGUGCCUGCGGCUCUCUGUGUGGCCUUACUGUGUGGAUUUGUGGCUCCUUCUCUCGGAGGAGAAGACACUGUGACGCUGGUGAAGAUGAAGCUGAUCCUCCGGGGGCGACUGGUGUUCGUUGGCGGUCGUGAUUGUUCACCUCUGGAAGAGCCGUCCAGUAAGAAGACCGUGCCGGACGUGUACGUGGGUAACCUGGCUGUAGCCGACCUCGUUCAUGUGACUGUAAUGCCCUUCCUCAUCCAUCAGUGGGCGCGUGGGGGGCACUGGGUGUUCGGCAGCACUCUCUGCACCGUUAUCACCUCCAUGGACAACUGCAACCAAGUGGCCUGUGCCGCGGUAAUGACCGCUAUGAGCCUGGACAGGUAUCUGGCUCUGGUCCAUCCUUUCCGUCUGAUGAGCCUGCGGACGAGGUCCAGGACGAUCCGCAUCAAUCUGUUUGUGUGGGUGACGUCCGUCAUCAUGGUGCUGCCGGCCUGGCUCCACUCCAAAGUGAUCCGCUUCAGAGACGGGCUGGAGAGCUGCUCCCUCAACCUGGUGUCCCCCAGAGAGGUGCUGUGGUACACACUCUACCAGACUGUGACGUCCUUCUUCCUCCCUCUGCCCCUCAUCCUCACCUGCUACAUCCUCAUCCUCUGUUACACUUGGAGAAUGUACCGCAAGAACAAGCAGGCUCGCAGGUACAGCACCAGCGUGCCCCGUCAGCGCGUGGUCCGACUCACCAAGAUGGUUUUGGUGCUGGUGGCCGUGUUUUUGGUCAGCGUGGCGCCGUAUAACAUCCUGCAGCUGGUCAACCUCCAGGUGCCGCGGCCCUCGCUGGCCUAUCACACCUGCUACUACCUGAGCGUGUGUCUGAGUUACGCCUCCAGCAGCAUCAACCCCUUCAUCUACAUCUCCCUCAGCGGACACUUCCGCCACCGCCUGGUCUGCCGCGACGCCCCGAGUGUGCCCAGCGGCGGAGAGCAGAAGGCCGAGACACGGGUCAGCUUUGACUGA